CCACUCUUUACUCAUUUAGCCCUUAAGCCAACCUUCUCCUUUUCCAUCACCGUCCCAGCCUGAAAGACUUCAGAAGAAUAACAUCCGAGACCCCUUUUCAUAAUCCGACUUCCGAACUUCUAGGUUCAACCUCCAGUCGAAGGGUCGACACACAAGCAAACUUCUUCUUAAACAAAGGAAAAAUGGACGGACUCAAUGACUUCAGAACGGAACGGGUUUCCCAGGUCCUCGCCGAAUUCCACAGUCUUCAGCAUUGCAUCGCCGACGUCCCAGCAGAUCCGAUCAACGCCGAAGAGUAUUACACUGAAGGAUGGGCAGCUUUACGUCAAUGCGCCAUAGAUGGUCAACACAUCCUCAACUGUGCAGCGGACGUGACAGUACCUCAAGCCCAAGGUGGUGAAUUAGAGCAAGCAAAGGCGGAGUUGAAGCAGAUCCUCUUAGAUGCCUACUCUCGGAGACACGUAGCACGGAAAAUAUACCAUCGCCAGGCAGCGGCAACAAGAUGGGUCGAAUACCGGGAGAACGUUCUACAAGGCCAGCGGCCAAACCGUGCAAACCACCGGCAGUUAAGGGCUUGUGAUGAUCAGCUUCGAAGAGAACUUUCACAAAUUACAGAUGAUGGCGUUUACCAAGAGCUCCGAAGUUCCGACAUCGCUAUGGGUUACUGGACGGCCGAAGACCCAAGUCUAAGGUCGGUACGUCGCUGGGUCCAAGCACGUCCGCAGACAACCUAAUCGUAGCAUCGACAGGGAGUACGCAACAUGUAUAACGUACGAUCCCCUCUAAAAAAAAAAUAGCGGUAUACCAUUACGAACUCGCCACGGAAUUAGACAAAACGCACGAUAGAUAACACGAAAUUGAUAAAAUAGAGCUACGAGAAUUAGUGUCGGCUGGACGAUCUAAACAGAUAGCAGUGGAACAUGAUGGCAGCAUUCACGAUCACUAAGCACACUAAGGGA
This is a messenger RNA of Hypoxylon fragiforme, 959 nucleotides long. RefSeq lists its product as uncharacterized. The transcript is spliced from 4 exons. NCBI's taxonomy places the organism in Eukaryota, Fungi, Ascomycota, Sordariomycetes, Xylariales, Hypoxylaceae. The record is from RefSeq and is a predicted model, not a curated record. Bases 183 to 734 code for a protein of 183 amino acids.